Molecule: messenger RNA, 588 nt
Organism: Clunio marinus
Lineage: Eukaryota; Metazoa; Arthropoda; Insecta; Diptera; Chironomidae
Source: the annotation of a GenBank genome assembly
AUGUUUAGAUUUAUGCCUGCUGUGAGAAAUCAAGGAAAAUGUGGAUCAUGUUGGGCUUUCUCAGUUGUUUCCGCUUUAGAAUAUUGGAAUGCUAAACGUGGGAAAAGAUUGCAAUUUUCAGAACAAGACUUGGUCGAUUGCAACACGAGAAACAAAGCAUGUAACGGAGGAAAUCCAUACUUUGCUUUCGAAUAUAUUAAACAUUCGGGAAUAUCCGAUGGAAGGAGAUAUAAAUACGCAGAACAACGACAAUCAUGUAGGAAAUCUCAAUUUCCUUCCAUUCUUCAAAUUAAAAGAUUCUGCACGGGAACUUUAAAUGGAGACGAGAAUGCUUUGAAAUCUGUUGUGGCUAACUAUGGACCGGUUGUUGUUCUCAUAAGAACAUCAAAUACUGAUUUUGAUUUUUAUAAGAGGGGAAUUUACGAUGAUCCGAAAUGCGGCAGCGAUAAAAGAUUAGUUGACCACGCUGUUACUUUAGUUGGAUAUGGCACUGACAGUCGCUAUGGUGAUUACUGGCUGAUCCGAAAUUCUUGGGGAACUUCAUGGGGUGAAAAUGUAAGAAAGUUAAGAUUCAUAAACAAUAAUUAA